UCCUCGCCAUCUCCUUCGCUCUCACUCUUCUCUCCGGCCCUCGUGUGUCUGGUGUCAGCCAACCCGCCAUUGGGAAUCUGCUGUCAGCUGCAACCCGGUUAACGCGGUCGGCCGCCCGAAGUCGUUCCGAAGCUCUGGCUGCGGAUUUUUUGAGCGAAGGCAUAGGAAGGAUGUCUUCCGUUGGAUACAUGCACCCGCUGAGCGUCGAUCCUCCGGAUAUUGAGAAUAUCUUGGCGCUCAACCCCAAGAUAAAGGAGACGGCCACUAUCACUCCGAGCGCAGUGACAAAGAAGAACAAGCAUCAUUGGAAACGCAACAUUGACAAGAAAUGCAGCUCCUGCAAGCCACUCGAGAAGAAUUUCGACGACAUUAAGCACACCACGUUGAGCGAGAGGGGUGCACUACGUGAAGCUGCGAGAUGUCUAAAAUGCGCCGAUGCGCCAUGUCAAAAGGGUUGCCCGACGCAACUGGAUAUCAAAGCUUUCAUCAGCAGCAUUGCCACCAAGAACUACUACGGAGCUGCGAAGGCCAUCUUCUCUGACAACCCUUUGGGACUCACUUGCGGAAUGGUCUGUCCCACGAGCGAUCUCUGCGUCGGGGGCUGCAAUCUGUACGCUUCCGAAGAAGGGCCCAUUAACAUCGGUGGACUGCAGCAAUUCGCCACUGACGUCUUCAAGGAAAUGAAAAUCCCUCAAAUACGGCCUCCGGACCUUCCUCCGCUCCACGAACUUCCCCAAAGCUACAAAGCCAAAAUCGCUCUUAUUGGGUGCGGACCCGCAAGCAUGAGUUGUGCCACGUUCCUUGCGCGGCUGGGGUACUCCGACAUCGUGAUCUUUGAGAAGCAGUCCUAUUUCGGUGGACUAAGCUCCGCCGAAAUUCCACAGUACCGGCUUCCCUACGAUGUCGUCUCGUUCGAGCUGGACCUCGUGAAAGACCUCGGCGUGAAGGUGGAAUUUAACAAGGCCCUGGGUAGAGACUUCACGCUAGAGUGUCUGAGGAAGGAAUACAGCGCCGUGUUCCUGGGAAUCGGUCUGCCCGAUCCCAAGGUUAUCCCGAUAUUUGAGGGCCUGGACGAAAGCCACGGAUUUUACACAUCGAAGACAUUCCUUCCAGUGGUAUCCAGAGCUAGCAAGCCGGGAAUGUGCGGUUGCAAGCAGACCCUACCGUCGCUUUUCGGCAACGUUAUCGUUCUGGGCGCUGGCGACACCGCGUUCGACUGUGCGACAUCAGCGCUCAGAUGCGGAGCCAAGCGAGUCUUCGUCGUCUUUCGGAAAGGCUUUACAAACAUCCGCGCUGUGCCCGAAGAGAUGGAACUGGCCAGAGAGGAGAAAUGCGAAUUUCUACCUUUUCUGUCGCCGCGAAACCUGGUGAUGAAUGGGACACGAAUCAAGGCCAUGGAGUUCUUGCGCACCGAGCAGGCGGACGACGGCACAUGGGUCGAAGACGAAGAACAGAUGGUCAGGCUGAAGGCAGACUUCGUCAUAUCCGCCUUUGGGUCAACCCUCGAAGACAUCUCAGUUGUGGGCGCUCUCAGCCCCCUCAAGCUAAACAAGCAUGGUCUACCUGAAGUGGACGUCGAGUCCAUGCGGACCAGUGAACCGUGGGUGUUCUGUGGCGGAGACCUCGCCGGCGUUGCUGAGACCACCGUCGAGGCAGUGAACGACGGAAAGACGGCGUCUUGGCACAUCCAUAAAUACCUUCAGUCCCUGCACAAUAUUGAUGUUGCCAAGAUCCCAGCGCUGCCACGUUUCUACACCCCGAUCGACUUGGUAGAUCUCAGCGUUGAAUUCUGCGGACUCAAGUUCAAGAACCCGUUUGGUCUCGCCAGUGCACCUCCCACAACAACCAGUGCCAUGAUUCGAAGAGCUUUCCAAGCUGGCUGGGGAUUUGCACUGACCAAGACGUUCGGGCUUAACAAGGAUGUCGUGACGAACGUGUCGCCCCGCAUCAUCCGCGGGUCUACGUUCGGCCACACGUACGGACCUGGCCUGGGCUCCUUCCUCAACAUCGAGCUGAUCAGCGAGAAGACAGCGGCGUAUUGGUGUGGAAGCAUUAGCGAACUCAAGAGAGACUUCCCUGAUCACGUUGUGAUUGCCAGCAUCAUGUGCACCUUCGACGAAAAGGACUGGACUGAACUUGCGCAGAUGGCAGAGACGGCGGGGGCAGAUGCACUGGAGCUCAAUCUUUCAUGCCCGCAUGGAAUGGGAGAGCGAGGAAUGGGGCUUGCAUGUGGACAGGACCCAAACCUUGUGCGAAACAUUUGCUUAUGGGUGCGGAAAGCCGUCAAAAUCCCCUUCUUCGCUAAGCUCACUCCUAACGUCACCAAUGUGGUUGACAUUGCCAAGGCAGCCUACGAGGGAAAAGCAGACGGAGUGACAGCUGUGAACACCGUGUCCGGCCUGAUGGGACUCAAGUACAACAGCGAUCCGUGGCCAGGAGUCGGGGCGCAGAAGAGGACCACUUAUGGCGGCAUGUCUGGGAACGCCAUUCGCCCCAUCGCCCUGAGGGCCGUCUCGGCCAUCGCAAGGGCUCUGCCCGGCUUCCCAAUCCUGGCCACGGGAGGCAUCGACUCCGCCGAAGCCGGAUUUCAGUUUCUCCAAGCUGGGGCUUCUGUGCUCCAGGUAUGCAGCUCAAUUCAGAACCAGGACUUUACGGUUAUCGAGGAUUACUUGACGGGACUUAAAGCAGCCUUGUACAUCCGGAACCUGAAAGGCAUGGAGGACUGGGAAAGUCAGUCGCCCCCUGUGAAGCCACAUCAGAAGGGGAAACCGAUUGUGAAGCUCGAAGACAUUGAAAACGAGCGACUCCCUAACUUCGGGCCAUACCUUCAGAAGAAGGAGGGUAUGAUUGCAGAAGAGAAAAAACGCUCGGACCUACUUUCCAAUCACCACGUGCCCCAGCGAGAGCUUAGGAUACUCAAGGAAAAAAUCCCGAAUGUGCAGGAUGUAAUUGGAGAAUCACUCAAGAAGAUUGGGACCUUUGGCGAUCUGGACGUAAAGGAGCAGGUAGUUGCUUUGAUCGAUGAGGACAUGUGCAUCAACUGUGGCAAGUGCUACAUGACGUGCAACGACUCAGGCUACCAGGCUAUCACCUUCGACAAGGACACCCAUCUCCCGUUUGUCACCAACGAUUGCACAGGCUGCACGUUGUGCUUGUCCGUGUGUCCUAUUCCCGAGUGCAUCCAGAUGAUCAAGAGGAAGACGCCGUCCCACCCCAAGCGAGGCGUUCCGUUCGACGAAACGGAAUAUUUCAUGAAGACCAGAUUUCCAUUGCCUGCUCAAUGAGACGAAACUUGUGCCCAUUCUUUUUUUCUGACAACUGCAGCACUCAUACUCUAGUGAGAAAGAUUGUGUAUGAAAAUUAUAUUUUUUCACGAUCAAAUAAGAGUUUCCGUGCUGGCUCUGAGGCGUUCCUGAGCCAAAGGUCCAGAACGCCAGCAAUAAAAACUCGUAAGUUUUGA
Ixodes scapularis (black-legged tick) is the source of this 3460-nucleotide messenger RNA. It is a transcript of the gene su(r), whose product is annotated as dihydropyrimidine dehydrogenase [NADP(+)]. Gene Ontology annotation, biological process: uracil catabolic process; thymine catabolic process. Gene Ontology annotation, molecular function: NADP binding; iron-sulfur cluster binding; uracil binding. Gene Ontology annotation, cellular component: cytosol; cytoplasm. The record is from RefSeq and is a predicted model, not a curated record. Lineage: Eukaryota; Metazoa; Arthropoda; Arachnida; Ixodida; Ixodidae. The transcript has 22 exons. Bases 171 to 3284 code for a protein of 1037 amino acids.